This is a messenger RNA of Daldinia caldariorum, 3904 nucleotides long. RefSeq names its product DNA mismatch repair protein MutL. Gene Ontology annotation, molecular function: ATP hydrolysis activity; ATP-dependent DNA damage sensor activity; ATP binding. The transcript has 3 exons. Gene Ontology annotation, cellular component: MutLalpha complex. NCBI's taxonomy places the organism in Eukaryota, Fungi, Ascomycota, Sordariomycetes, Xylariales, Hypoxylaceae. Gene Ontology annotation, biological process: mismatch repair. Bases 427 to 3702 code for a protein of 1091 amino acids. The record is from RefSeq and is a predicted model, not a curated record.
AUCAUGAAAUAUAGCCCAAAUUGAAUUAUGAAGGGCCACUUAAUGUAGAAGAGUGGUUAGAAAUUUCGUAACCUCAAAAAAAAGAAAAAAUACAGUAAAGUGCACAGUUCAAUGUUUCUCCUCGCACCAAAAAAAAUACGAACGCUACAUGUAUAAAUCAUACAGCCACUUUACGCGCUGCGCCACACACUACCUCGGGAACUUGGACGCGUUCUCCCAUUCAAAAUUCAAUUAAUAUGACGCGACGAGGCUGAAGACGUUAUACGUACAUUGCCCACAUUGCAUGUACCACUGGAUAGAAUCCCGAGACUCCUUAAUCAACGUAAAGGAGUGGCGGUAGAUAUUUGAACGACUAAUCGAUUUCUAUUUUUUAUUUUUAUUGUUUUAUUUAACGUACGGCGAUUAAAUGAUAUCGUCUUCUGACUAAUGGCGACCAUCAAAGCCAUCGAGGCACGAACUAUUCAUCAAAUUCAAUCUGGUCAAGUUAUUGUUGAUCUAUGCUCUGUGGUCAAGGAGCUAGUAGAGAAUAGCUUGGAUGCUGGAGCCACAAACAUCGAAGUUCGUUUCAAGAAUCAAGGCCUAGAUUCUAUCGAAGUUCAGGAUAAUGGUUCAGGCAUAUCCAAACAGAACUACGAGACAUUAGCUCUAAAACACUAUACCUCUAAACUAUCCACAUACGCAGAUCUUUCCUCCCUUCAAACCUUUGGCUUUCGCGGAGAGGCUCUAUCGUCCCUCUGUGCCCUAUCCAAAUUCACUGUGACAACCUGCCUGGCAUCGGACGCCCCAAAAGGAUCCAAGUUGGAGUUCGAAACCUCGGGGAAGCUUCGUAGCACGAGCAUAGUAGCCGCCCAGAAAGGUACUACAGUAACUGUCGAGGGAAUUUUCCACAAUCUACCUGUUCGUCGUCGCGAACUGGAGCGAAAUAUUAAACGAGAGUGGAACAAAGUCAUCGGCGUUCUCAACCAAUAUGCCUGCAUCCAGACUGGACUGAAAUUCUCCGUGUCUCAACAGCCGAAUAAAGGCAAGCGGAUAGUAUUGUUUUCCACCAAGGGAAACCAGACAACUCGAGAAAAUAUUGUGAAUGUGUUCGGAUCCAAAACUCUAGCCGUCCUUAUUCCCUUGGACUUAAAGCUCCAGUUGGAACUUACUAGCGCACCAGGCCAGAAAUGGAGUACGCAGGGCAACAACAAUAACGUACACGAAAUCCAUAUCAAGGGCCAUGUAUCUCGCCCUGCCCAUGGAGAAGGGCGGCAGACCCCGGACAGGCAGAUGUUCUUUGUGAACGGCCGCCCCUGUGGCCUACCACAAUUCACCAAAAUAUUUAAUGAGGUGUAUAAAUCCUACAAUGCUUCCCAGUCUCCCUUUAUUUUCGCUGAUAUCCAACUGGAUACUCAUCUCUAUGACGUUAAUGUUAGUCCGGAUAAGCGCACAAUCCUCUUGCAUGAUCAAACUAGGAUGCUCGACAGUCUUAGAGAGUCUCUCACUGCCCUAUUUGAAUCGCAAGAUUAUGCAUUGCCAACGUCUCAACUAGCUGGCUCAACCCCGACACCUUUUAAGAAGUCUUCCAUAAAUAGACAAAAUACUCCCUUAUCUGAGAUUGGGUUAAAGCGUUCUAUUUCGAUUGAGAACGAACCCCGGCGAAUAUCUAUAUCUAUGAAUACGGAUGACAUAGGGGAUCAGGAUAAAGACGAAGAUGAUGAAUCUACGAGCGAUUCGGUACGAAGAAGCUUAAGCUUGACGAGACCCCUAGCUCGUAAUAGCCAGGAUCUUGACCCGACGAGUCAAGGAGCAGAGCCGAAAUCAGAUGUUUGCGCCAAUAUUUCUUCGGCCACAGUCAAAACCUCAGAAGGUGGUGGAAAAGUAGCUUCAGAGUCGAAGGGGCACAUUUUUUCUAAAUUUGCAACGGAUUAUACAGAUGACAUCAACGAGAACGAGAACGAGAACAAUGUCGACGGCCAACUAUCACCUUCUGCAUCCUCGGAAGAAAGUACUGGUGAAGAAACAGAUUUCCGCGCGCGUUUAGCCGAAUUAAAAAAUGUCAAGGCAAGUAGACGUGAUAGUAUUCCAUCACCAAGCACUCAGGAGAUAAUUGAGCCACCGAUACCAGCAGUAUCAACCUCAUCUCGUGUAUCAGACAUUAAAAUGAGUAGAGUUAGCUCCUCUUCAGCUGUAAAGCGGUCAGCGCCAGAGGUGGCUACAAUCACAGUUGGCAACCAUACUGUUACUAGCAUUAUUGGUUCUCCUUCGAAAAAGCAACGAACAGGAAAUGACAAGGCCCGCGAACCAUCGACGAGGCAACGAAGUUCUAAAGGGACAACCCAAAUGCCUUCGUUCAACGGACGCUUAACGCAAAUGUUUGCGGCUCAUUCGCAAGCAAAGAAGACUGAAUUAGUACAUACCACCCCAGAAGGAGCAGACCUUUCGGAUGAUUCCGAUGGUUCUAGCGAGCAGCUAUUUGUCGAAGACGAUGACGAAGACGAUGAACAAAACGACCAAGAUGAAGAGCCAGCCCUGAGCGAAGUAGCCGCAGAGAGCAUUGAGGAGCAAGACCGUGAACUAGAUAGCCAGUCCCCUGAGCCCGAAAAUGUGCAAAUCCAUCCACAAAGCGACAUGCCACCAUCCUUAAGUCCUUCUAUAGAAGGUGAGAAACCAGGCGAGCAGGUUGAGGAUACAAGAGAGGAAGUUGAUUUAGAAGCUACUGUUGCUGCCACUCACGACCCAAAGUCUGCCGUUUCCGAAGAGACCCAGAAACGCACACAAAGCUUCAUAAAGGGCGGAGCCAAGAAGAAAGAUUCAACUGUCUCCCUCUUACAGACGCUACGUACAGAUGAGAAGCAUAUACGAAAGAAUUUAGCAAUGCAGCAAGAAUACCUUAAGAAUGUAUCCUUAACAACGGGAUCUAAGCCGGCCGCGGAAAGACUCGACGCCGAGGACGCAGAGGAAAAGUUGUCUCUGACGAUCUCGAAAGCUGACUUUGGCAAGAUGAAGAUCAUUGGACAGUUCAAUCUAGGCUUCAUCUUAGCAAUUCGGGAGGCCAAAGCGAGCCCCGAAGAUACGGAGGAUACCAAGGAAAAUCGGGAUAGGGACGACGAGCUUUUCAUUAUCGAUCAGCAUGCAACAGACGAAAAGUAUAAUUUCGAGCGGCUGCAGGCCAGUACUGUCGUGCAAUCACAGAGGCUGGUCCUGCCCAAGGCGUUAGAGCUCACGGCUCUUGAGGAGGAAGUGAUCAGAGAGAAUCUCGAAGCACUAGAGGCGAACGGCUUCAUCGUAGCUAUGGACGAGAGCGGCGAUCAGCCCGUGGGAUCGCGCUGCCAGCUCCUCAGCCUACCUCUCAGUCGGGAGACGACGUUCUCGCUUGCCGACCUCGAGGAGCUGAUCUCGAUGUUGACGGACCACCAGUCCUCGUCGGCGAGCUCCAUCCCGCGCCCCUCCAAGGUCCGCAAGAUGUUCGCCAUGCGCGCCUGCCGCAGCAGCGUCAUGAUCGGCAAGUCGCUUACCAUCAGGCAGAUGGAGAAACUGGUCCGCCACAUGGGCGAGCUCGACAAGCCCUGGAAUUGCCCGCACGGACGCCCGACGAUGCGGCAUCUGUGCGGCCUCGGCGCGUGGACCGAAAUGGCGUGGAAAGAGGGCGACGGGUUGGACGGCGAGAGGACACCGAAAGUUAAUUGGGGCGCGUAUGUUAGGGAGAAGAAUGAGCUAUAGUUCGUACGUAUUACUGUUCUAGUUUUGGGGGGGUCUUAGAAGGAGGUAGUCUUGGUAGUUUGCAUGUAUUCUGCAUUGUAAGGGGCGUAUGGCAAUAGUCUCCUAGGUAGCUAGCUUUUAUGGAUAUACCCUUGUUAAUGACUAACAUAGCAAAUCCAUCUUCCUAAGAAUGUAUGUUCGCUAUCUGCUUCACUAGCUUAGU